AUGUUCUUCUUCAGUACCUGCAACAUUCUAAUUCCUAAUUCCAUGAUUGCUGGGCACAUUCUUCUCGAGAUUCUUCCUCAUCCACCCCUGACUAAUCAAAUCCGACCCUUUUUGUUUCAGAUCCUAAGCGAACCCUGGCGACUGUCGACCAGCCAGACUCCCAUCCGCCAGUGCAGUUCUUGCUUCUACCCGUCAGACUACCUGGGCAUCACAGCCACACCCGGGGGCGGUUUUGGGCCAGUUACCGCCGACGGCUACGGCGUGUCCUACAUCUUCGCCGGAGAAGACCACAUUUUUCUCCACAUAUCCUCCUACAGAACCUCAAAAGAGACGGUAGGCUCCAGUUCAUGGAAGAAUGUGGUGUAUUCCUUCCCACGCCCACUAUUCUUGAAAGUCAUGAAUGAGUAG
This is a messenger RNA of Dibothriocephalus latus, 408 nucleotides long. The record is from the annotation of a GenBank genome assembly. Lineage: Eukaryota; Metazoa; Platyhelminthes; Cestoda; Diphyllobothriidea; Diphyllobothriidae.